AUGAGUGAAGUGGUUGAGAAGUACGAGGACGGAGAGGAGGAUUCCUACGAGGAGGGCGACGAGUUCGAAGGCGAGGAUCUAGAUGCGAUCCUCGAUGCCGAGCAGCAGAAACCAACUGUACCGGACGAUUUCGAGGGCGUCGAGUCGUACGACGGGGAACACUUGUACGAUUACGACGACGACGAUGAUGAUCAUCGCGACGAUGCGGACUCCAAGCGCGACGCGGCGGUGGAUACCAACGAGACCGAUAAAAAACAGUCGGGCGAUCCGGACAGCAAGACUCUGCGCUCGGUCAAGUCGCGAAAGGGACGCGGCGGCAAAAAGGACGACGAUUCGACGCAGCAGCAGAAAAUCAAAGCCAACGAGUACGUCGAGUACGAGGAGGACGUGGAAAGAGCGCACGAUGCCGGCGGGGCGGACGACAAGCCCGGAUUCAUGGAGCUGAUCGCGAAACUCCAGGAUGUCCUUCGGCGGUAG
Trichogramma pretiosum is the source of this 477-nucleotide messenger RNA. Its product is annotated as histone H2A.Z-specific chaperone CHZ1-like. Bases 1 to 477 code for a protein of 158 amino acids. The record is from RefSeq and is a predicted model, not a curated record. The transcript is spliced from 2 exons. NCBI's taxonomy places the organism in Eukaryota, Metazoa, Arthropoda, Insecta, Hymenoptera, Trichogrammatidae.